AAUUAAGAUCCUCCAUAAUGUUUGGGUUUGCUAGGAACACCUCCAGCGCCUUGGUACCUGUGUCCAAGCAGAGUAGUCGGUAUGCAUCGCGAGGAAAGAAGGUGGUGAGUAAGUUCAAGAAAGUCGACAUUCAGUUGUUAAAAGACCAUCCCACCCUCGGCCAAAAAGGUGAGGUUGUUUCUGUUAAAGCUGGAUUUAUGAGACAACAAUUGCACCCAUUCAAAUACGCCUCCUACACGUUGAACGGCCUUCGAAUCCCAGUUGUCGAGAAAAAGGUAGCUGUGGUGAAUACACCACCUGUAGUGACUUCUGCAUCAAUUCAGAAACCAAGUGUUGGCUCCUUCAAUAAAGAGGAUUUUUCUGCCUUGUUCGACACAUUGAAGACCUCCGGUAAGAACAAGAGAACUUCGAAGCUGGAGAUUUCCUUCGAAAGCAUCAACGAAUCAAGCAGCUCAGAAGGUAGCUUCAGUGCUUCUGAAAUCAGAGAAUACGUUCCUUCCGUUAUCACACUUGUGACUGGAAAAGGUGUGUCUUUGCCUGUCACCAAAGCCGCCUUGGCCACUCAUGUGUUCAAUGUAUCUGGUUUGGAGAUUCCUCAAUCAGCUAUUCGAAUCGCCGAUAGUUCCAAAAAACCAAUCACUUCCAUUGAAGCGGCAGGCGAAUACUCAUGGGUCAUCGAUACACCUGAAAACCUCCCGGUUCGUAUCUCUCUUACUGUGCAAUGAGACAAGCCACCAAAGUAUGUAUAAUUGGGUCUUCCCAACUGUUAGUGUAAAUAGAUAGAUAAUGCAAAAUUCGC
Yamadazyma tenuis ATCC 10573 is the source of this 799-nucleotide messenger RNA. Its product is annotated as mitochondrial 54S ribosomal protein MRPL50. Gene Ontology annotation, cellular component: ribosome; mitochondrion. The record is from RefSeq and is a predicted model, not a curated record. Gene Ontology annotation, molecular function: structural constituent of ribosome. Lineage: Eukaryota; Fungi; Ascomycota; Pichiomycetes; Serinales; Debaryomycetaceae. Gene Ontology annotation, biological process: translation.